Lottia gigantea (owl limpet) is the source of this 912-nucleotide messenger RNA. RefSeq lists its product as hypothetical. The record is from RefSeq and is a predicted model, not a curated record. NCBI's taxonomy places the organism in Eukaryota, Metazoa, Mollusca, Gastropoda, Lottiidae. Bases 1 to 912 code for a protein of 303 amino acids. The transcript has 3 exons.
AUGAUAUAUUCCGAUCCACCAGUGAUAUUACUACUAUGGACACGUUUCUAUACAUUGGCAGAAUGUUAUUCGAACUGUGGAUGCAAAAGACGUAAAAUAGCUCGGAAGCUGACAGAUCUGUGUCAAACAGGUCAAAGAUUAAGAGAUUUUGUUAUAGAAGGUGGUCAAGAUUGUGUGGAGUCUAGUCUUACCUGUUAUACGCCAUGUUACACACAACUAGAACCAAUUAUUAUAACAGAGAGAAUUUCUUGUUCCUUUUGUCGAGCCAGAUAUGUGAGAAUUCAAUUGAACCUUAUUGAUGUCUUAACUAUCUGUGAGGUUGAGGUUUAUGGAAAACAGGCCGUUUCUCCAUCAGGACCCCAGAAGUGCCAGAAAUACUCAACUGAAUCCUCUGUAAUUUUGGAACCAUCAACAUCCGCUUUCAGCAGUUAUCCUGAAUUCAGCUUUAUGGAAUCAACAUGGGUCCUUUCAGAAGCCUCAUCAUCCGAAAUGUCAACGUCAAUCGAUAUGACCUCAAUCGCUUAUACAACCACCAUGUCGCCUACAGAAAUAACGACUAAUAUUACUGUUAAAACCAUUUCUAAUGAAUUCUGUUCAUGUCACUGCCACAAGAACAAAGAUGACCCAGAUGAAAUUGAAGAGAAAAUAACAGUAAUCAAGAAAGAUCUGACCGUAAGCGUAGUUAAACUGUCCAGUUCUAGACGGAAGAAGACCAGUGCUACUGAUGAGAGAACAUCAGCUACUGCUGUAGGUUAUGUUGGUGUUGUUAUUCUAUCGGUUGUAAUGGGACUAUUGGCGAUACAAGAUAUUCAUAGUGUGUUAAUAUUUAUUUCCACACACAUUAAAAUAGCAUUCAGACGUGGAACUUCAAUAAGACCACCUUUCACCUAUAGCUUAAUGUUUAAAGCUUGA